This is a messenger RNA of Vombatus ursinus (common wombat), 1206 nucleotides long. Its product is annotated as CD160 antigen-like. Gene Ontology annotation, molecular function: transmembrane signaling receptor activity. Bases 162 to 731 code for a protein of 189 amino acids. The record is from RefSeq and is a predicted model, not a curated record. Gene Ontology annotation, biological process: regulation of adaptive immune response. Gene Ontology annotation, cellular component: plasma membrane. Lineage: Eukaryota; Metazoa; Chordata; Mammalia; Diprotodontia; Vombatidae. The transcript is spliced from 6 exons.
GAAAUAAAGGAAGUCGUAGUGGAGGACGGGUGGGAGUAAGUUCAAAUUGAGUGUUCUGUUGCCAGAGCCCCCCAACCUGACAGCAAAGAAGCACAACUCUGGAUCUAAGAAAGGAGAAGCCAGGGAUAUCAAAGUGAACCUGCCUUUGGGUUUAGCCCUAGAUGCUGCUGAUGGCGACUGGCUUGAGAUGUUUUCUCAUGGCUGUCCUGAUAGUAGCAGUGGAGAUUAAGAAAGCUGGCUGCGUGGACAUCUUCAGCUCCAGAGGGCCAGUUUUCCUGCAAGAAGGAGAAAAACUGAGUUUAAACUGCACCCUGUCAUAUAAGAAAGGAGAGGCCAAGGGUCUGACAAUGUUUUGGUGUAAGAACAAGAUGGCACAAGGCUGCUCUCCUAGGACCAGCCUGAAGCAGCUAAAACUAAAAAGGGAAGUGGAAGUGGGAGAAGAAGACACUUUGAAGGAACACUAUACCUCCACAGUCCUUACCAUCCUUCAGGCCAAGCCAGCGGACAGUGGCAUCUACCAGUGCUGUGCAAGCAGCCAGAAUCCCAACGCCCUCUUUCAGAGCCACUAUAUCUCUGUGAAAAUCACAGAGAAAGGGAACUACACCACGACAGAACCAAAAUACGAAGGAAGCGCCUUACCUAGCCACAGUGAAAGAUCGUGCAAGAUGAGCUCCCUGGAGGAAAAAAUCUGGGGACUAACGGUCAUAGGCUUGCUAGCCCUUAAAGGCUAAGCUUUUCUCAAUCAAGACAUAUUUACUGAGUCACCAAUACAUGUUUGUAAGAAGUCUGGGGAAGACUUCAAAAGUAGGGGCAUCUAACUCUCCAAAGAAAAUCUCGGCUAAAAUUCAAGCUAUCUUUUUCCUUCUAUAUUUCACAUCAUAAAUUCCACCAAGAGCAGAAGGUUCUUUGAGGUGGGGAGUAAUAACCGCAGACCAGGAAUCAGGAGAACUGGUGAAAUGAGUUCUUCUCCCAGCUCUUCCAUUGGCUAGCUUUAUGACUUUGGAAAAAUCACUUCCCCCUCUGAGUCAAUUGCCUCAUUAAUAAAAUGAUGAGUUUGGUAUGGAUGGUCUGGUUACCAUGAAGUCUGAAUUCAUCUGCUAAGCACCAACUAGAAGAAAAGUGAGGGAAAUUCAACCAUACUGUAAACCCAUCUUCUUGUUUUCAUUUUCAUGUAAAUAAAAAGACAGAUCAGCUUUUAAAACGGAA